Messenger RNA from Quercus lobata, 581 nucleotides. RefSeq lists its product as uncharacterized. The transcript has 2 exons. The coding region runs from base 6 to 581 and encodes 191 amino acids. NCBI's taxonomy places the organism in Eukaryota, Viridiplantae, Streptophyta, Magnoliopsida, Fagales, Fagaceae. The record is from RefSeq and is a predicted model, not a curated record.
UCAAGAUGAGCACUUCGUUACAGCCUCGCUCCCUCUUCGGUUGUCAGUAUGAUGUGAGCAAAGGUGAAGUGGCAUUUACAUUAUUGAACCAUUACCUACAGGGACUCCUUUGUCGGAAACCUGGAUUUGAAACUACUACCAAAAGGAAAGAGGGUGGAUCUGGAACUGAAUUUCAGUUAAUUAUUCCUGGAUCUAAAAUUCCACAGUGGUUAAAACAUCAAAGUGUGACGAAUUCAGUAAGCAUAGUGCCGCCUCCAAACUGGUGUAAUAGUAGAUGGAUGGGAUUUGCUCAAUCAGAUUGUUUGUAUGCAUCAUAUUCACCUAUUAUUGCUAAUGCUGAGGAGCAUGGCAAAACAUCUGGUCUUAGAGCUCGUGUGAUAGCCCUUGGUGAUAUGCCUCACAGUCACUGUGCCACUGAAAUUUUCUUUCGGAUGGAAUUAGGUGCAGAUCACAUUUGUCUAUUGUAUCUAUCUCGUGAUGAUUGGUUUGCUACUGGUUGGAAUGGUGAAUGCAAUCAGAUUGAGAUUGUAUUUGAGACCACUAACCCAUCCUGGGUUACACAGAAAUGUGGGGUCAUUUGA